Pneumocystis jirovecii RU7 is the source of this 1863-nucleotide messenger RNA. RefSeq lists its product as uncharacterized. The record is from RefSeq and is a predicted model, not a curated record. Gene Ontology annotation, cellular component: cytoplasm. Gene Ontology annotation, biological process: intracellular signal transduction; protein phosphorylation; microtubule cytoskeleton organization. NCBI's taxonomy places the organism in Eukaryota, Fungi, Ascomycota, Pneumocystomycetes, Pneumocystales, Pneumocystaceae. Gene Ontology annotation, molecular function: protein serine/threonine kinase activity; ATP binding; tau-protein kinase activity. The transcript has 5 exons. The coding region runs from base 1 to 1863 and encodes 620 amino acids.
AUGAAGGGAUCAGAAAAGAUAACAGUACCUAUUGCUGUAUCAGAGAUACCUCAGGGGAUUAAAGAAGGGAAAGAAAAGAAAGAAAUAGAUAAUUUUGGACGUAAAGAAAAAAUAAAAGGAGAAGAUGUCGCAAAGAUUCAGGCAUCACAAGUUAUAAAUGCUACGGCACAUUCAAACCGUUCUCCAUUGAAAAAUGGGUAUAAUAUGACGAAAGAACAUACGUAUACUCAACGAAAAACGAUUGGAGAUUGGCAACUAGGAAAAACAGUGGGAUCAGGAAGUAUGGGUAAAGUGAAACUUGUUACACACUGCGUUACGAAUGAAAUUGCAGCAGUUAAAAUUAUACCACGAUCACUGUCACAUGGGUCUCACUUAGCGUCUCAUAGUGUGCAAGAUAAUGGAAAAGAGAUACGUGCGAUUCGUGAAAUUGCGAUUUCGAGUCUUCUUCAACAUCCAUAUAUAUGUACUCUUCGAGACGUUAAAAUACAACCUAAUCAUUAUUAUGUAUUUUUUGAAUAUAUUAAUGGCGGCCAGAUGCUUGAUUAUAUUAUUUCUCACGGAAAAUUAAAGGAAAAACAAGCACGCAAAUUUGCGAGACAGAUCGGUUCUGCUCUCGACUAUUGCCACCGUAAUUCUAUUGUCCAUCGAGACCUUAAAAUUGAAAAUAUUCUUAUUUCUAAAGAAGGAGAUAUUAAAAUUAUUGAUUUUGGUCUUUCUAAUCUUUAUUCCCCGCACUCUCAACUUUCUACUUUUUGUGGAUCUCUUUAUUUUGCAGCUCCCGAGCUUUUAAAUGCUAAAGCAUACGUUGGUCCGGAAAUAGAUGUAUGGAGUUUUGGUGUUGUCCUUUACGUUCUCGUAUGUGGAAAAGUUCCAUUUGACGAUCAGAAUAUGCCUGCUCUCCACGCAAAAAUUAAGCGUGGACAUGUUGAAUACCCAUCUUGGCUUACUACAGAGUGUAAACAGCUUCUUUCUAGGAUGCUCGUUACGGUGCCCAGUCAACGAGCUACUCUUUCUGAAAUUCUUAAUCACCCGUGGAUGACUAGAGGAUAUGAUUGUCCUCCCGAGAAUUACUUUCCUUCGCGUUUCCCUAUUACAUUUCCUUUGGACAUGGAGAUUAUCCGUAGAAUGACAGGCUUCGAGUUUGGCAGUGAACAAACCAUUCAUUCAAAGUUAAAUAAUAUUAUUGAAUCCGAAGGCUAUCGAAAACUUGUUAAAACAUAUUAUAAUCAGUCACCCGAUACACAUGUUUUAUCAGUGCUUAUCGACAAAAAAAAAACAUUUUUUGAUUUUUACAAACGCAAAUCAAACAUAUCAUAUAACUUGGUUUCUACCUCGACUUCUGAAAGUGUUGUUCAGAAUCAACACAAAAUUAAACCAUUGUACGCUGAUGCAUAUCAUCCUUUGAUCUCAAUUUACUAUCUUGUAAAAGAAAAGAUAGAGCGCGAGAAAAAAAAUGGAUACAAAGACUCCUGUACUUAUAAAGGAGACUUCUUCAAUGCUUCUAGCAUCUCUACUUCAAUCGGUGCAUUCACAACUCAGCUGGAUCACAAGACCCGUCAUGGCACCGUACCAAUUCUUAGAAAUCGAUCUUUUACAAUACGGACUCGGACAAAAACUUGCAAUGAGAAAGAUGUCAACUCUGUCAUCAAAGAUAUACCCCCUGUGUCUCCAGAUCUUGAUCUUGUUACGGCUGAUAUUACUACUAAUGCUGCUGCUAACGCUACUACUAAUACUAUUACUAACGCCGUUGCCAACAAUAACACUAACACUAACAAUGCUUCUAGCAAUGCUCAUAACCUGGAUACUGGAACACAAAGAGAGAAACUUCAAGCUGCUCCGGCGCUUCAGUUCUCGAAAAAUUAG